AUGUCGUCACCAAAAGAAACAACUAUCGAUUCGGAAAGCGAAUUGCUUAACUCUUAUAACUUAAUGGACCAUAGAAUACCUAAAACUUCAGAUGUCGUUGUUGUAGGCGGCGGAAUUCAUUCAUUGAUAUACGCAAUUCAUCUAAAGAAGAAAGAGCUUCAGAAUCAGAGUCAAAAGUCAGUAACAAUCCUCGAGAGAAAUCAAUCUCCAGGGUACAAGAUUGGGGAGUCUACACUCACUGUCUUUGGAUUAUGGCUGAAGUUGAUUGGAAUUGAUACGCCAAUGCUGGCCCGUCUGUUUGGACCGAAAGAUGGCCUGGUAUUUUACUAUUUCUCGGCUCUAGGAGACCCGGAAGACUACACAGCCUUCAUUGCCAAUGGGCCGCCAGCAGACUUUGUCCCGACACUUCAGAUUAAGAGAAAAGUAAGCGAGCUUAUGCUCACCUUGUUCGCACAGCGCCUUGGCAUUUCGGUUCUUCACGGAAAAGAAGUUAUGGUUGACACUGCGACGCUGGCACCACAAGAUUGUGGCAUAACACUUCAGGUCAAAGACAGUGAAACCAAAUAG
Glarea lozoyensis ATCC 20868 is the source of this 567-nucleotide messenger RNA. RefSeq names its product FAD/NAD(P)-binding protein. Gene Ontology annotation, molecular function: monooxygenase activity. The transcript has 2 exons. The record is from RefSeq and is a predicted model, not a curated record. Lineage: Eukaryota; Fungi; Ascomycota; Leotiomycetes; Helotiales; Helotiaceae. The coding region runs from base 1 to 567 and encodes 188 amino acids.